This is a messenger RNA of Neurospora tetraspora, 2303 nucleotides long. RefSeq names its product natural resistance-associated macrophage protein. Lineage: Eukaryota; Fungi; Ascomycota; Sordariomycetes; Sordariales; Sordariaceae. Gene Ontology annotation, biological process: iron ion transport; intracellular manganese ion homeostasis. The record is from RefSeq and is a predicted model, not a curated record. The coding region runs from base 387 to 2195 and encodes 602 amino acids. Gene Ontology annotation, molecular function: cadmium ion transmembrane transporter activity; manganese ion transmembrane transporter activity. The transcript is spliced from 3 exons. Gene Ontology annotation, cellular component: membrane.
UGCUCCAAGUCACCAUCGUGACUUCCGCGUGGGGUGUAUAAUCGUCGCUUGGAGAAGGAGGGAAUGAGAACCCCUUUGGAUAUCUCGACUAGCUCUUUUCCUUUGGAAAAAUCAAUCGCCCGAAAAGAAGCUGUUCUUUCCGUUGCACGGGCGAUAUCCACCUUUCCGUUCGAUUCCAUUGUUACACUACCGUUACCCGACCGGACCUUCAUCCGGAUGAAAGGCGGGUGCUUCGAUCUUAAAACUUAGUUUCUCCUAUAGCCGACCACCUGUGGUGCUACUACUCCCUCCUUAUUUCCUAUCACCUUGACUGCCUUGGCUAUCUGACCCGACUCGGCUUUUGUAGGAAACAUACACCAUAACCAACUUUGACUUGAGAAGACACCAUGUGUGCGUGUUCUUCGCGUACAGAUGAGCCCCGAAGAAGAGGAAGCAAGGGCUUCAACCAGAGCCCUAACCCACUAUCAGCCGAUCUGACGACAAAUCAAGACUUGAACGGCAUCGCCAAUCAGAGGGAAACCCGAGUUGGUAGUAGCACAGGAGUCUCGUUUCAAGAUGGUGUCGGUGAUGAUGGUGGAGGGUUGCCUCGGCCAGAUCGAGAUCGACCACCCGGCGAUAUCAAGGCACACUCAUCACCAGUCUCGUCACCAAACACUCAGCCAAGCCAGUCUCCAUCUACCACCAGCGUCAACCAAGGAAAAAGCCGUCUAGAACGAAUCAAGCAUGCCCUCAUUACUUUUGGCCGGUUUGUGGGUCCGGGGGUCAUGAUCUCGGUGGCAUACAUCGAUCCGGGUAACUAUGCCACCGAUAUUGCGGCUGGAGCAUCUUAUCGCUUCCAGUUACUCUUCAUCGUCCUCUUGAGUAACCUAUUCGCUAUUCUUCUGCAAAGUCUGGCUAUCAAGCUCGGCACCGUCACCGGCUUGGACCUCUCGUCAGCAUGCAGAGCCUUCCUCCCACGAUGGCUGAACUACUCCGUGUACGCUUUGGCUGAGAUUGCCAUUAUCGCAACCGACAUUGCAGAGGUCAUCGGCACCGCCAUUGCCUUCAACCUCUUGUCUCCCAAGAUCCCACUUGUAGCAGGAUGUGCUCUCUCCAUCAUCGAUGUCAUGCUCAUCCUCAUCUUCUACAACCCAACUGGCCACAUGAAAGGCCUGCGCAUCUUUGAGUUCGGCGUCUGCAUUCUGGUCAUGGGCGUAGUGGCUUGUUUCUGCAUCCAACUCUCCAUGAUCUCCAACACCAGCGUUGGCCAAGUAUUCAAGGGCUACCUACCUUCAGGCGCCGUGAUCGAGCAGCAGGGCCUCUACCAAGCCUGCGGCAUCCUCGGUGCAACCGUCAUGCCACACAGUCUCUUCCUCGGCUCUGGCAUCGUCCAACCUCGUCUCCGUGCCUACGACGAACAACGCGGUCUUCUCCCGGCCGAACCUGUCUCGGCCAACUCGUCCAUCGCCAACAGUAUAGACGCCGACAAAAUCCACUACAUCCCCUCGCACGCAGCCAUCAAGCACUCGCUCAAGUACUCCAUUGCCGAGCUCGCCCUUUCCUUGUUUACCUUUGCCCUCUUUGUCAACUCGGCCAUCCUCAUCGUCGCCGGCGCUUCCUUGUACCACAACCCCACCGCCAUCGACGCUGACAUCUUCGCCAUCCACUCUUUGCUUUCGUCAUCCAUCUCCCCCGCAGCAGGAACCAUCUUCGCCCUCGCCCUUCUUUUGUCCGGCAUCUCGGCAGGCGUAGUCUGCACCAUCGCGGGGCAGAUGGUCAGUGAAGGAGCGCUGCGGUGGAAGAUGCGGCCUUGGCUUCGCAGGCUCGUCACAAGGUCGAUAAGCAUCACACCCUCCAUCAUCAUUGCUGCCGUCGUAGGAAAAGAGGGAUUGAAUGCCGCAUUGCAGGGGAGCCAGGUGGCUUUGAGCGUGGUGUUACCGUUUGUCACGGCGCCGCUGAUUUGGUUUACGAGCAGGGAGCGGUAUAUGAUGGUUAUGCCGGGAGGGGCGAGGUAUCAGGUGGAAGGGGAGGAGGAGGAUGAGAGGCCCUUGUUUUCGGCGAGGAGGGGAUGGAUGGGAAGGGGAAACGGUGGUGGGGAGGGAGGAGUGAACAUGGCGAAUUCGUGGUUGACUACGAUUGUGGCCGGACUGGUUUGGGGGCUGAUUGCUGUGAUGAAUGUAGCGAAUUUGGUGUUGCUUGGGAAGGGGAAUAGCUAGUUUGAAGGGUGGUUGUGUUAAGUUUGGCAAACGAAACAAUACAGAGGAGCUGAAAGGAUGAAAGGCAAAGGCCACAGCAUUUUUACUAAAGGUCAAUGAGCAUUGAGG